UUUAAGAAAUCAUUUAUGUUAAAUGGCUUAUAUCUCAUAAAUCUGUUAUUAUAACUAUUCAGGAUAUUAGCUUGUGUUGUAAAAGCACCCAUAUACAUUUUGGGUAAGCAAAAAUAUGAGAAUGUGUACAAUUUAUUGACAAAAUGUUAUUGUCGCAUUUUAAAAGAUAUAUGUAAAAUUUGUUUAAACUGUUGGAUAUUGUAAUGUAUUCAGUUCUUUAUAUGAACCAUUCAGACCUCUAGUAAAAGGUGGGUUGAUUUUCCAUUUGGAUAUAUAUUGGAUCUUAAAUUAAUACUUACAUUAUUCCAUUUAAUGAAUAAAGGAAAAAAAACAUGGUUAUAGGAAGAAUGUUUUAUACUGUAGCCCAUACAUACACGAACAUUGCAAAGGUACUGACCUUGCAAAUAUUACAAUCUGCAACAUAUUUGGGUAUAAUGCAUAAAUGUUGAUUAAAUUUACACACACAUACACACACACCCAUGUCCCCCAUGUCAUUUACAUCAUAUUAUAAUUCAUCUUGUUGCCAAAGCUGAAUACUUACAAUAAUUAAAUAUUAACAUUUACUAACAUUAUUUCACAUCUAUAUGAAGUCAUGUUGUAGAUGGACUAUUUUAGAAGUAUAUUUUAAAAUUUACUCACACCAACUUUUAAUUUAAACUGAAGUUUAAAUUAAUACAACUUCGUUGUGAAUACAACUAAGAUUUCCAGUACAUUUGAAAGGUAUAUACUGUAUAUAAAAUAAAAACAAUUGAGUUGAACUUAGCUUCUGGACACUGCUAUGGACAAUAUCCUUCUCAGCAAUAAUUGAAGUGUGUUGUCACUAUUCCUUUGGGAUUUGUUUUCAGUCACUGCAUUCUUCUGGCACGUUAUUUUCACUAGGAAUUUUCUGGUCUCCCAUCCAAGAACCAAGCAGGUUGCAUCCUGAUUACUCUUUUAUUAACAUCAGUCAUACAUUGCCAUCUGUUUGGAUUUUAUGGUUUAGUACUAGAGGCUAAUUUAGAUUGGUAUUAAUGAUUUACAUUAAUAUAGUGAUAAUCCCCAUCUUAUCUUUUGAUAUAAUUUCUCAAUUAAAAAAGCUUCCUGUUAAUUUCUAUUAUUGUAACUUUGAAGAUAUAUAUAUAUAUAUAUAUAUGUUCUGCUGUUUUUAUAUUGGAGAUAUUAUCUAUGCAUUUAAGAAUUAUUAUUCAUAUGUAAAAUAAUAUUGUGUAAAUGACAUCUGAAUAUAAAGCUAAUAUUUUUUAAUUUUGUUUAGUGCAAUAUUUUUCAGGUAUAUAUUUAAGUCUAAUAAAUGCACUAUCAAUUUGAUUUUCUGCAGAAAAUUAAUUGAUUUUAUAUGCUUAAUGGGUCAGAAAUCUUUAUUUCUAAAAUACAUUUAUACACGUUUAAAAUGGUAGUUCUCUAAAAAGUCAUAUUGCAUUAUUUCAAAAUUUGGAAUAAAACAGACCAAGUAGCACAGAUUGCUGCUGCUGGAUGGUACAUUGUUUUUCCGUUAGUUCCUAGUUCAAAUGUCUGCGAAAAACACCACUUAAUCGCUCUUUUUGUGGGUAGAAAAAACAUUCACCACAUAUCCUCGUCUGAUAUUGCUGCGCGCAGAUUCUCUAACGCUUCCCAAUUCGGCGUCAAUCAAAUCGGCUUGCUCCAUUUCUAGAUGCAAAGGAUGGCGAGACGUUGAUUGAUUUCCUGACACCAUUACUCAUCUGAAAGCUUGUUUACUCUGAUCAGCUAUCCGCGGCUCUUCAAAACUGAAUCCGGGACGGCCAUCUGUUUGAGAAGCCACAGUUCUUUGUCAUGUGUUAACAUAUCCCGCCCCCCGCUCCCCCAGUUCUUAUCAUAGUGUUCAGUCCAAUUCGCUACGCUUUCAGUUUAGGUUUUGUGAACACAACGUGAAAGGAGGUCUAACUGUCUGAAAAUUCUGUCAUCCACGUUUUUCUUUGAAGACGUUUCGCUUCUCUAUUCUUGAAUGAGAAGCGAAAGGACCAAACUGAGUCCAAAUCUUCGGAAAGGAUCGCGGGAGAGCAGUGUACCUGCGAGGCGGGCAGGUGAACCUCUGAUUAACGCGAUACCGCUCAUUCAUUAUCUUUGGGCAGACGCCCUUCCCCCUCCCCGAAUGAACUUGCAGCAAAAGGCGUUAAACCGGCGAUCCGCGGCUCGCGCUUUUGCACACGGCUCUGGAUCGAUUUAUUUCCCGCCCUUUUCUUCUUUAUUUGUUCCAAUGCUUGGUGUCGUUACGCUCAGUGCUGCCGUUUGAGAGACUCCAAUGGUUUACAAAAAUAAAUCAACGAUGAAAACAUCCAUGAGUGAGAAAGAAGAAGAGAAAUCUUUUAAAUAUAAACUAUUUGUACCACCAAGACUGAGUAACACCCAGGUGUCUGCAGUCAAACCACAAUCAAGUACAAGGGAUGAGGGUUUUUUUCAGAAUUUUAGUAAUGGAACAGAAGAAUUUUAUAACUCAUCUUAUGGGAUGAAAAAUAUUUCAAAUCAUAUAGAAGUCAUUGACCCUUCUCCACAGAAAGUAAAGCUUGUGCCUGACAUAGAGCAAGAGAAUGUGGAGACAAUGAAUGAGCUUUAUUCAAGGCUUUACAAAGAAGCAGAAAAGAUCAAGAAAUGGAAAGUCAGUAUACAAUAUGAAUUAAUGGAAAAAGAGAAAAAAUUGCAAGAAAAUAGAAAGAUUACUGAAGCAUUGCGUAAAGCCAUUCAAGAAUUACAGUUUGAAAACGAAAAAUUAAGCCUAAAACUUGAAGAUGAAAUACAUGAAAACAAUGAACUUCUAAAAGAGGAUAGCUGGAAGUUACACCUUAUCACCCUUUAUUACACUUGUAUCACCCUUCAAUUGGAUAGGAGUGAGAAAACUUACAGUGAUUGGGAAAAGAGGCAAUAG
This is a messenger RNA of Thamnophis elegans (Western terrestrial garter snake), 2878 nucleotides long. It is a transcript of the gene SYCP1, whose product is annotated as synaptonemal complex protein 1. The coding region runs from base 2258 to 2878 and encodes 206 amino acids. The transcript is spliced from 8 exons. The record is from RefSeq and is a predicted model, not a curated record. Gene Ontology annotation, biological process: chiasma assembly; meiotic DNA repair synthesis; synaptonemal complex assembly. Lineage: Eukaryota; Metazoa; Chordata; Lepidosauria; Squamata; Natricidae. Gene Ontology annotation, cellular component: central element; synaptonemal complex; male germ cell nucleus. Gene Ontology annotation, molecular function: double-stranded DNA binding.